Alnus glutinosa is the source of this 2108-nucleotide messenger RNA. RefSeq lists its product as uncharacterized. Gene Ontology annotation, molecular function: zinc ion binding. The transcript has a single exon. The record is from RefSeq and is a predicted model, not a curated record. NCBI's taxonomy places the organism in Eukaryota, Viridiplantae, Streptophyta, Magnoliopsida, Fagales, Betulaceae. Bases 123 to 2009 code for a protein of 628 amino acids.
GCUAUUCAUACCAUCUUAUAAUUUAUUCAUAUCACGCACACACGACAUCUGAAUACUAAAAACGCCAUCCAUCUCUGCAGGGUUUUGUGCGUGCAUUAGAGAAACAGAGUGAGAGAGGGGAGAUGGAGGUCGAAGAAGAUUGCAGUCUAUGGCAUCACUUGAUCUUCUGUGAGGAGCUGGAAAACGAUAAUAAUGACCAGAAGAAUCAUCUUCCUUGCUCGGUAUGCAAAAAAGCAAUAUUAUUGGGAGGUCCCGCCUACAAAUGCUUGGAAUGCAACUUUUUCCAGCAUAAAUCAUGCCCCGAAUCACCAUACACAGAAAUUGCAGUGACUAUCCAUAAAUAUAAGAGAAGACAUCACUUGAUCGCCGUAGAAGGGCUGGACAAUACUGGCAACCAGGAAGUUGUUUGCCCUGGAUGCCAGGAACCAGCAUUCGGUCCCGCUUACAAAUGCUACAUCCCGGAAUGCACCUUCUUCCUUCACAAAUCGUGCUCUGAACAACUAUCCCACGUGAUACAACACCCCCUCCACCCGGAGCACGCCCUUUUUCUCCAAGCGCCAUCACCUCAUUUGUGUAAUGCUUGCUACAAAAGUUGCAGCAGAUCCUUCUUUUACCGUUGUUUCCCCUGUUAUUUUCAGCUCGACGUCAUAUGUGCUUCCUGCCGGAGAACUGAUGCCGACGAUUGCCACCAACACACAUUUCUUCCAAUCCUGACGCAGAUCCAGUUCGCUUGUCAAGCCUGUGGUGAGGAGGACCCCAAGAAAAUUGCAUGUCUCUGUACCAUCUGCCAACUCUUGAUUCAUAGUAAGUGUACCCAAUAUCCGCGCACCAUCAAAACUGGCACACAUGAUCAUGUACUCACUCUCACUUAUUCUCUUAGUCAAGAAGUCAAGAAACAGGAGAAGGUAUUGUGUAGACUCUGCCGUAAGAAGGUGAAUACAGAGUAUUCAGCGUACUAUUGUAAGAAAUGUGCCUACAUUGCCCACUUGUAUUGUGCAAAUAGCGUCGGAUACUCCAGUGAUACCACCGAGUCGGUAGCCAGUAACUCCGUUGGCUAUGAAUCUCAUUUGGUGCAUUUGGUGGAAGGGAUCGAUCUAACAGUGGAUGAAAGAGAUGGCCCUAAGGAGAUCAAUCAUUUCAGUCAUCCACAUCAUAACUUAAUCCUCAUCAAUGAAAAGCUCGUGAAUGUCAAGCGUUGUGAGGCUUGUAUGCAAUUUAUAAUUUCGACCCCAUUUUAUAGUUGCAUACAGUGCAAUUUCUUUCUCCAUUACAGAUGUACUAAACUACCUGCAACCAUUAAGCGAGGGCUAUUUCACGAACAUCCACUCACCCUCCUCCCACGGGAUGUGAAUGCAAGUGGAUUGUUCGCGUGUCGUGUUUGUGAUCGUACUCACCAUGGCUUCCUAUAUACAUGUGGUGAAUGUAAAUGGUACAAGUCAGGCGUUCAAUGUUGUUUAAUCCCAGAAAUCCUUGAACACGAAGGUCACCGACACUCCCUUUACCUUGUUAUAAGAUCUUUCGAAAUUUGCAACGGUUGUGGUAAAAAAGGUGUGGACUUUAGGUGCACUCAUUGCGACGAGUUUACCUUGUGUUUUAGAUGUGCAACCCUUCCGCUGGUAGCUAGAUAUGAACAUCAUACACAUCUACUAAAACUCUCUUAUACACGUGAAGAUGAUUCCGAUGACGAAUAUUAUUGUCUAAUUUGUGAAGAAGAAAGAAGUGAUCCUGAUCGCUGGUUCUAUUCUUGUGUAACAUGUAAGUUCAUUGUUCAUUCCCAAUGCGUUCUUGGAGAGAAUCCGUGCAUUAACUAUGGAAGAACUUUCACAGAUAAAGAUCACGAGCAUCCUCUCACUAUUGUCCAAAAGACUACGCAUUCCCCUCCAUGUGAUGCAUGUGGUAAGACUUUUAUUGAAAUGGCCUCAGAAUGUACUCAAUGUAAAUUUAACGUCCAUUAUAAGUAUUGUUUGCAAAAACAACUUAGAAAAUUGAGAGUGAAGAACCUUCUUUAACGAUUGUCAGUUUAAUUAAUUGUCACAUUUAUGUGUAUGAAAGAGACGAAGAAGCUGAAAAUGAUUUAUUUCAACAAACGGACAUUGCUUACGACUAAA